Molecule: messenger RNA, 591 nt
Organism: Fraxinus pennsylvanica
Lineage: Eukaryota; Viridiplantae; Streptophyta; Magnoliopsida; Lamiales; Oleaceae
Source: the annotation of a GenBank genome assembly
AUGCAAAUCAAGAAAUUGGUGUCUCUGCCUUCUCGUACAGGAAGACAUUUGCAGCGUUAUAAUCAGGGCUGUCGCCUUGUUGUUGGAUGUAUUCCGUACAGAAUCAGGAAAGCUGAUAAAUCAUCCCCAAAUGAAGAAUUGGAAGUUCUUUUGAUCAGUUCUCAAAAGAAUUCAAACAUGAUGUUCCCUAAGGGUGGUUGGGAAAUAGACGAGGAUAUAGAAUUGGCAGCUUCACGAGAAACCCUGGAAGAAGCUGGUGUAAUCGGCUCGCUCGGGGAUAAAUUAGGCAAAUGGAUAUUUAAAAGCAAAAGGCAAGAAAAGUUUCAUGAGGGAUCCAUGUUUUCCCUGUUAGUCACCGAGGAAUUAGACGUUUGGCCCGAGAAAAAUGUCCGUCAACGGAAAUGGAUGACGGUUAAUGAAGCUAGAGAAGUGUGUGCACAUUCUUGGAUGAAGGAAGCUUUGGAUAAAUUCUUGCUUGUGCAGAGGAACGGGCCCAAACAUGUGGCAUGCUCCUGCAGAACUGAAGAACUAAGGGCAAGCAUCGGAGGUCAAGGCGUGGAAGAGGAAGUUGAUUGUUACUUGAUUAGUUGA